AUGGCGGUAAGGUUAUGUCCAAGCCUACGGUAAGUACAGAGUCUUCUGUUACCAGUAUCAUUCUUUUCCUAACAUCCACAGUUACUCCACAGAGAUGGUAACAGUAAACCUCCAAUACGGGCGCGAGAAAGCCAGCUUCACAAUUCACAAAAGCACCAUCAGCCACCACUCGCCCUUCUUCCUAGCCGCCUUCAACGGAGCCUUCCAAGAAGGCCAAACCCAACAAAUGACACUCACAGACGUCGAUCCCAAAAUCUUCACCAUCUACGUCGACUGGCUCUACUCCCAACACAUCUCCCCCACCUUCCUCUCCGAAAAGAUCUUCAUCCAGACACAGCUCCUCGCACAUCGCUUCCUCUCUCCUAGACUCUGUAACGAGGUAUUGAGAGCCUACAAUCAGCUCCUCAAAACUCCAGGGGUAUACCCCGAGAUGCGCUAUUUUAAUCUUGCGUAUGAGAAUACCGUUGAUGGGAGUCCGUUGAGGAAAUAUCUUGCUUCGCUGGCGGCGGGUGGGAGGUGUAGUCUAGGAUGGAAGAAGAAGGCGCAUCGGGAGGUUUUGGAGGAUAUUCUUGAGUGGGUGAAGGUUAAUAUGAGGACUUGGAAUGGGAGGAGUGUGCGCGAUUAUGGGGAGGAGGAGUUGAAGAUGUUUUUUGGUGGGGUGGGUAAGGUUCGUUUGUCCCCGAUCGACCUUUGCCGUGAUAUUUAUGUUUUUGAACUGAUGUGGCCUUUUGUAGACUACGAAAUCUAUUGCUCGUGAGGUUGGUACUGUACAUGGUAUCCCGGAUCGUACUGCAAAUUAG
Hymenoscyphus albidus is the source of this 800-nucleotide messenger RNA. The record is from the annotation of a GenBank genome assembly. NCBI's taxonomy places the organism in Eukaryota, Fungi, Ascomycota, Leotiomycetes, Helotiales, Helotiaceae.